This is a messenger RNA of Synchytrium microbalum, 1734 nucleotides long. RefSeq lists its product as uncharacterized. Gene Ontology annotation, biological process: regulation of DNA-templated transcription. Bases 1 to 1734 code for a protein of 577 amino acids. Lineage: Eukaryota; Fungi; Chytridiomycota; Chytridiomycetes; Synchytriales; Synchytriaceae. Gene Ontology annotation, molecular function: DNA-binding transcription factor activity; sequence-specific DNA binding. The transcript is spliced from 4 exons. The record is from RefSeq and is a predicted model, not a curated record.
AUGGCGUCUAGGAAAGGCACCAAGAGAACUCGAGGUUCCAGCAGAAACCCAACUCCACCGGCCAUGACACCUGAGCAGUUUCAGCAAUCGCUCGACGACGACGACGAGCAAAUAAUGAUACAGCGAGACACCCAAACAGCGCUUUUGAAGCAACAUAUACCAUCAUCGUCUGCCAAGACUGUGCCCGCAUUCCUCAACAAGCUAUACAAUAUGGUCAGUGAUUCUACUACUAAUGAUUUGAUACAUUGGAGUGCUGACGGGACAAGUUUUAUUGUACAACGACAUGAAGAAUUCGCGAAGGAUGUGCUACCCAGAUUCUUCAAACACAACAACUUUUCGAGUUUUGUUCGCCAGUUGAACAUGUAUGGAUUCCAUAAAGUACCUCACCUCCAACAAGGCGCCCUGCACGCCGACACAGACGCUGAAAUGUGGGAAUUCACCAAUCAAUACUUUCAACGUAAUCAACCCGACUUGCUAAGUCUGGUUAGUCGUAAAAAAGGGCGAGAUGGAGAAGAGAAGGAAAUCAGCACUGGUGGCAGUCUAGAUCUAAACAAUCUGGUCACGGAGCUUGCCGCCGUCAAGAGGCAUCAAUUGACUAUAUCCUCGGAUCUCAAAACAAUACAACAGGAAAACCAAUUACUCUGGAACGAGUCACAAACCAUUCGAGCACGAUAUCAAAAACAACAAGACACGAUUGAUAAAAUAGUUAGGUUUCUGGGUACCGUCUUUAAUGGUAAAAAGCAGGUUCUGAGCAAUGGCAGCGGUCCUAGUCAAGGCACUGGUACCAGUAGCCCAAACAAGAGGAGACGACUGAUGAUUGAACAAGGUGCCAACGAUUUAGCUGUCUCGGACUCUGACGGUGAUGGAGAAUUUGAAGACACAAUCAGAUUAUCUCCUGAUCACGAUCAAGACGUGCAACAACGAGUGGCAGACCUCAUGACACCACACUUCUCACUGACGGAUCCACUUUUUCCAGGAGCAGGACUGGCUCUGUCUCCUACUGCAUUGGGAGAUAAUAAUGCUCUAAUCCCUAACGCAACACCUCCCACAAUGACCUCUGGUCUAUCCACGAACAAUCCCUCAUAUUUGUUGAAUCAUCAGCAAGCUGUAAAUAGUAGCGUCGCUCGUACUGCUGAUACGCAAGCUGAUCUGGACUUGCUUCAAGAUCAUUUGGAUUCCAUAACGGAUCAACUAGGCUUCGACCCUGAUCACAAUGUAGAUUUCAUAGAUACCCUUUUACGGGAUGGCCCAACACAACCUAUCAAAGGAACUCCAUUAGAUCGUGAUACCUUGUUGGCACUAAUCAAUAGCCAAAACGGAAUGCCAAAUCAACCCAUACUCACAAACUCCACCAACAUGAGCUACCCAUCAAGCUCGUCGUAUCCCAUGAAUAACAUGCCAGCCACCACUCAACAACAACCAUCAUAUAUGUUCCCAUCUCUAGUGACUCCCCAGGGUAACGGAGCAAACGACAGCCAAAACAACUUCAACUUUGAUUUCGAUGGAGGAGUCGACGACGACUUGCAGAAGUAUAUAGCAAACUCAUCACCAGAAGACUUCAAUGCUCUGUUUGAUACUAGCUCGCUAAGUGGAAAUGGGGCUGGAAAUUUCCUGCCUCCGAAUAGCGUUGCUACACCACAAAACAAUGCACAAUCACCACCAUCGCCAGCUGCAGUAGCCAGUCCUGCAAAUACAACAACAAGGAGAGGCACAAGGUCUGGUAGAUAUAUGUAA